AUUUAAAUCUAAGGGUAGACAUUAAUAAUUUUAAUGAAAUGUUUUGAAGAUAUGAGUUGAGCCUGGUCAAGUAAAAAUGAAAAUUCAAUUCCUAAAGAUUGGUAUUUCCCUUCUUAUCCUUUUCUUUCAAUCUGGCGCUACUUACAUCACAAGGCUGUCUUGUCGAUACCAUGGAAAUUUCUCUGUGAAGAAGAUGGACACUUACUUCCCUGGCAAGGUCGAUCAAACCAUAGUAGACAUUUCUGAGAAUGAUUGCCUAAGACAUUGCGUGGCCACCAACUUAUGUUUGUUUGUAAAUUAUUCAAACCACUCCACUUGUGAGCUACUGUCAUCAAAUGUUGCUGCUUUUGAAGUCAAACCAGGGUGGACUUUUCGUUCAACAGACUAUACCGUUGGACGAUAUAGAGGUGCAGUAUGCCGAACUUUGCAACCCUGUCAGAUAACAGAAAAAUGUAUUGAUGCUUGCAACUCUCUUGGCUACGAAUGUGUGGUGCUUAGGAAUGUGGCCAGAAGUAAAUCUACGUCCGCAUCAUCUGUUUUCGACGCUGUGUAUGCUCUUUCUCAUGCAGUUGAUGGAAGUUAUAGCUGGCCUGGAGAGCCAUUUUCUUGUUUUGCGACGGCUUAUACUUCCAAUCCUUGGUUUCUUUUGGAUCUUCAAGAGACAAUACUGUUCGACUUUAUCAGAUUGUACAACAGAGUGGAUCAUAAUUUUCUUUUUAUAAGACUGAAAAAUCUUGAUUUUCAUAUUGGCGACAAUGGCGAAGAUCCCGUCUCAAAUCAGAUUUGUUUAUUAAAUCAAGAUCAAUCAAUGUUGGCGAUAAAAGAUUACAGCUGUGAAAUUGGAAAUUUGAAAGGGCGCUACUUAUUCAUUAUAUUAAGAGGAACGGAAUAUCUAAACUUUUGUGAGUUGGAAGUUUUCGUUAAAUAGACUAACUUGCUAAUGAUAAAUGUUAAUACAAGUUUUGUCUAUAUAUACCGAGAAAAAUUACCCGAGGUCAAAAGUAUAGGCCAAACUUGCUAGGUCGAUAUGCUAACUUAGGGUAAUAUUUCCCGAGAAAGAUAGAUAAAACAGUGUAUGUUGUAUUUAUUAACUCAUACCUGUUUUGAUUGGGUUUGUAAAAACCAGGAUUACUUUCUAAAGAUUUUCUUGUUAUCCAAGAAUGUUCGGUUUAAACUUCAUUGCUUUAGAAAUCAAAACAAUCGAAUAACCAUUAACGUUUUUACAAGCACAGUUUAUAUAUCGACAGAAGAAGAGUCUAUCACACAAAUUCGACGCUGUAUUGCUUUAUGAUGCUGAAUAUUCAUGUUAAAAAAGUAGUUACUUAUGUGUGCACCAUCAAACAUAGGUUCAAAAUUAUUAAGUAGAUGUAGUGUUCUGUGAUGUUUUGCAAUGUUUUUUUUACCACUUUUGUUUGAACUAAGUAGGUCUGACAUGUGUUCCUGCUGUUUACUUAAAGCUAGGCUAGGCUAAGUUUCGACAUUUUUGGGUUUUUUAUUAGUUGAAGAGAUAACUACCACAUCCAGAUCAAAAAGAAAGUAAUCGACUUUUUACAAACCAGGAUGGAAACAAUGAAUUGAUUAAAAUUCUUCCUUUUCCACUUUGUGUUACGUUUAUCUCUAACCAUAUUGCACUUAUUGAAAGUUAAUUCUGUAACAACUUUUGCAAUUAUGAGAGUUACCUGGGGAUGUAACAGUUGUUACGAAAACGAAAAUUUUUUUAGAACUUUUAUUGAAUUAAUGUGUUUUUAAAAUAAUAAUGUAAUAAGGUUAGUUUUGAAAAGAAAUACAGUACAAAUUCAACGAUGGUAAUUGUACAGCCACACAGGGGUAAACUGUUACGGAUGUAAGACUCUCCUGAUGAUGUAAAUGUUGUUACGAAAAGUUUUGUAGAACUUUUAUUGAAUAAAUGUGUUUAUUAAA
Molecule: messenger RNA, 1920 nt
Organism: Hydractinia symbiolongicarpus
Lineage: Eukaryota; Metazoa; Cnidaria; Hydrozoa; Anthoathecata; Hydractiniidae
Exons: 4
Coding region: 77-928 (283 amino acids)
Source: RefSeq, a predicted model, not a curated record